AUGCGCUACGAAGAAUGGGAUAUCCUUCUAUUCCCUCGCGAUGGCAAAGUCCCCCUGAAGGAGUUCAAGGUAGCCUGCCAUGUGGUUCAUGAUAACGAACUCUCGCAUAUUCAUGGCUCGCUGGGACUACCGACUGUCUGUUGCUUUGUUCCCAGCUUACCGCCCAGUGCCCCUUACAAGUUGUCAAUACAUUCCUGGUCAACACCACCGAUCAGUCAGUUCACUCGAUCGUGCGGCAAAUUUGUAGAUCGUGUGGUCUUUGAGGUUCGCCUCUUUGUAGAUGGAAGAUUGGUGUCGUCCUCCGUGAUGAACCGAGCAGAUCCUAAAGCACUCAUUUGGUACGCUUGGUCCGUUCCCAAUUGCUAUGAUUUGCUAACAUCGCCAGAACUAUCGGAAACCGGAGAACUUAACUCGCUCACGUUUCCCGUCUUUCAACGGGAGCUCCUCGAUCAGAGCUACUGGAGCCCUGCCGAUGAUCUCGGUCGCAUCAAGGUCGUCAUCAGCGAAAGUUAUCCUCGAGACUCCCUUACUGUUCCGUUUGAAAGAGUCAAAAACAUUGUCGCCUUUUCCUUUCAACACGCCCCUCUCGAGAUACUUGAAAGCUCUGCGAUUGCAUGGCCAAACGCGUCCAUGUUUCGGGCGAUGCCAUUUACCGCAUCAGCAUUGCUUCCCACCAAACACUCUGAUAGCAGCGGAUCUCACGCACACUCGCCUCGCCCCCGAAGCAGCAUGGUGCCUGCAAAAUCGUCAUUGACCGAAGUGGCCUCUGAUCCAGCGCUACUUCAUCCGGGAAAGUACACAGCGGAGCCCAAACCGCUUACAUUCUCGGAUUCAGACGCCCUUUCGUCGUCUAACCUGGCAGCCGCUGAUCCCUUCGUCGAAGCCAAUGCUUAUUUUGAAUGGCUAAGCGGCAUUGGUAUGGGUCUUAACAGUGAUCCUAGCUCGUCUGUGAACACCGAGGCUGCCAGUCGCGUGAACCGCAAGUCAAGCACUGAUGCAAGCAUGCCUGACUACGUUUCCUGCGUCGAAACACCUGCAGCUGCUGAGAACAGACGCGACAGCUUUGCACCCAAGAUAAACAGUGAAGGCGACAGCAGCCACAUGAAAGUUCCCACCAACACUCCCACAACCUGUGAUAUCAAUAUCACAGAAGCUGAGGGUGUGUAUUAUCAGAAGCCUUCUGAAUCUAGCUAA
Molecule: messenger RNA, 1194 nt
Organism: Cordyceps fumosorosea ARSEF 2679
Lineage: Eukaryota; Fungi; Ascomycota; Sordariomycetes; Hypocreales; Cordycipitaceae
Exons: 4
Coding region: 1-1194 (397 amino acids)
Source: RefSeq, a predicted model, not a curated record